Fonsecaea multimorphosa CBS 102226 is the source of this 1083-nucleotide messenger RNA. RefSeq lists its product as uncharacterized. The coding region runs from base 1 to 1083 and encodes 360 amino acids. The transcript is spliced from 2 exons. NCBI's taxonomy places the organism in Eukaryota, Fungi, Ascomycota, Eurotiomycetes, Chaetothyriales, Herpotrichiellaceae. The record is from RefSeq and is a predicted model, not a curated record.
AUGCCUAACGUAUCCUUUGACAUCUUCUUUGACAAGGACUUUAUCAACAUCACAGCCACUCGAGGACAGACUGCCCCCAAGGCCAAACCUGAGUGGAAGGUCCGCACCGCUCCCAAACUACCGCCGAAGCCUGUGGUCGAGGACCAUACCGGGACUCCCAGACCACCACCGAGACAGAAGUUGACCACCCUUCGUCAACCGGUGCAACACCACACGCCCCAAGACCCGAAGCCCGAGGUCGCUGAAAGCGUGAACGGUUCCACCAACGGCGAAGACAAGCCCAAGCGAAAGCCUCCGAAGCUUGGUCCUAAAAAGUCGGCCACUCCUGCUACCCCUUCAGCCACUCCGGCUGCCACGGUGGCAAGUGCCGGGGCAUUUGCAGGUGGAGCGGUUAAUGCAGUGGGCAAUAGCAUCAACGGAGUCGGAGAGUCAAUCAAUUCGACAGUUCGAAGGUACGGAGAUGGAGUCAAAGAUUAUGGGAAUGGCAUCAUGGAUUGGACCCAGGCAGGAGGAGUCCGGGCAGCGACAGCAAGCAAUCCUUUGGGGUUAAGUGCAGGCACAACGGGAGGGAAGCGACAGGUCACCAGUCCUCAGAUCUACCGACCACCUGCUACGACACCCAAGACCGCUCCCUCCAAAAGGUUGAUGACAACGGGCAAGUCGACAGCACCCCAGAAGCAGAUCGAGGGAGGUACCCCAAAGAAGGCCUUGCCUGCUCCUGGACCAAAGUCAUCUGCUGCCGGCGCCCCGACCAAGAAGGUCGGGUCUGCUCCCCUCAAGCCCGUGCAGUCAGCGGCGAAGACCAGUACCGCCCCCAACCCUGGAGCUCUGAGGCAGAACAAACAGAGCAAUGGUGCCAACAAAAGUGCGGGUCAGAACAAACUUCCCACAACACCCAACCCAGGAGCGAUGAGGCGCAAGCCCGCAGAGAAUGGCAACACCAAGCAGCCUACCUCAAACAAGAAGGCUCCCAGCAAGCCCAACACAUCUUCUGCGCCAAAGCCGACAACGACUGCGGCAAAUCGACCAAAGGUACAAGGCAAUCCCACUGCUGCCGCCAAUCCUCUCGGGCUCACGUUCUGA